AUGCUAAGCUUUUGGUUACUCACAGCCAUGACGGACUCCAACAAGAUGAUCAUCAACUUGGCCCUCUUUGGCAUGACUCAGAGUGGAAAAAGUUCUGCUGGCAACAUCCUUCUAGGAAGCACGGACUUCCACAGCAGCUUUGCUCCAUGUUCUGUGACCAAAGAGUGUAGUCUGGGCCGCAGCUGUCACCUCCAUGGCUUCAUGCGUCGAGGGGGGCAAGAGAUAACCCUGCAGGUCCGGGUGCUGGACACUCCAGGUUAUCCGCACAGCAAGCUGAGCAAGAAGCAUGUGAAACAGGAGGUCAAAGAGGCCCUGGAACAACACUUUGGGCAAGAGGGUCUCCAUCUUGCACUGCUGGUCCAGAGAGCAGACGUGCCUCUCUGCGGACAGGAGGCAUCUCCCUCAGUCCAGAUGAUCCAGGAACUUCUGGGACAUGCUUGGAAGAAUUAUACUGCCAUUCUUUUCACCCAUGCAGAAAAAAUAGAAGAGGCUGGGUUCAGUGAAGAGGAAUACUUACACGAGGCCUCCGAUACACUGCUGGCCCUACUAAACUCUAUUCAGCACAGAUAUAUUUUCCAGCAUAAAAAAGGAAACUCACUUAGUGAACAAAGAAUAAAAGUCUUAGAAAAAAUAAUGGAAUUUAUAAGAGAAAAUAGUUACCAAGUUCUUACCUUUAAAUAA
Molecule: messenger RNA, 681 nt
Organism: Eptesicus fuscus (big brown bat)
Lineage: Eukaryota; Metazoa; Chordata; Mammalia; Chiroptera; Vespertilionidae
Gene: GIMD1
Product: GIMAP family P-loop NTPase domain containing 1
Exons: 2
Coding region: 1-681 (226 amino acids)
Molecular function (GO): GTP binding
Source: RefSeq, a predicted model, not a curated record